Molecule: messenger RNA, 1370 nt
Organism: Trifolium pratense (red clover)
Lineage: Eukaryota; Viridiplantae; Streptophyta; Magnoliopsida; Fabales; Fabaceae
Product: (S)-ureidoglycine aminohydrolase
Exons: 13
Coding region: 125-1009 (294 amino acids)
Molecular function (GO): ureidoglycine aminohydrolase activity
Source: RefSeq, a predicted model, not a curated record
UGAUUGGCUGAUAUAACAAGUUUGACAACCCUUUUUCAGUAGUCUAGUCAUCAGAACAACAGCACACCCACACACUUCAGUCGUUCUCAGUAUUACUCAUCAUCAUCAUCACCUUUCUCUCAAAAUGCGGAGUAUCUUUCUCCUUUUCCUCAUUUCAGGUUUGUUUAGAUAUUCAUUGGCACAAGAAGGGUUUUGCUCUGUUCCUUCAGAAUCAAAAUCGGAGAAGCCUCUUUAUUGGAAAAUCUACGAUUCCACUCUAUCUCCUCUUAACCUUCAAAAUUUGCCUGGAUUCACACGCAGUGUUUAUAAGAGAGAUCAUGCUUUGAUAUCACCAGAAAGUCAUGUUUAUGGCCCAUUGCCUGAUUGGAUCAAUACGUUGGGGGCAUAUUUAAUUUCACCUGAAACGGGCUCACACUUUAUAAUGUACCUAGCAAAGUUGAAAGAGAAUUCAAAAUCAGGACUACCCCUGCAUGAUGUAGAGAGAUUCAUCUUUGUGCUCCACGGUGCUGUCACAGUCACCAGUGCUCAUGGUGUGAGCCAUGUACUGAAGGUUGAUUCAUAUGCUUACUUUCCUCCAAAUUUUGAACAUUCAAUUGAAUCUGAUGCUCCGGCUAUUAUCGUGGUAUUUGAACGAAGGUAUGCUCAGCUGCCAAAUCAUGUCCCAGAGCCACUUGUUAAUUCGACAGAUAAGCAGCCACUCCUUGAAACUCCAGGGGAGAUAUUUGAACUGCGAAAGCUACUUCCAACGUCUUUGGCAUAUGACUUCAAUAUACAUAUAAUGGAUUUUCAGCCUGGAGAAUUUCUUAAUGUUAAGGAGGUCCAUUAUAACCAGCAUGGUUUGCUGCUAUUGGAAGGGCAAGGCAUUUAUCGUUUGGGUGACAGUUGGUACCCGGUUCAGGCGGGUGAUGCCAUUUGGAUGGCACCCUUCGUCCCACAAUGGUAUGGUGCACUGGGGAAAACUCGAUCACGCUAUCUUCUGUACAAAGAUGUAAACAGAAGCCCAUUAUAAUUGUGAUUUUGGUUGACGUUAGAUAAACGACGCGAAUGAUAUUGGCCAUCACUUUAUUUCAUAAUUUAAAUAAAAGAAGGCUUGUUGAUGUAUAUAUUUAUCAGCUUUCAUAUGUUUAGGUCGUCAUAUCAUUAGUUCCAUCAUAUGAUUAAUGUUUUCAGUACUUGUUAACAUUAGUUCCAUUUCAGUAUUGAAUAAACACUACUAGUUGUUCUUUAGGUUUGUUGAACUAUUGAUUUUCAACACCAAGUUGAGUUUUCAAAUAAUCCAAAAAAAAAAAAAAAACCCUUAGAAACCAUGAAUUAAUUCUCUCAAAAAUCAAAAUGAUGAAGGCAGUAUAUUUUUACUGCAUUUUCAGUUC